UCGUGAUAGUGGGACAUAUGAUGGCGACACGCGAUCUUUUUAGCGUCCAGCACAUGGGAGAACUCUGAGUAUUUAGAAGACUAGGAGUCUUGUGCGCUACCGGUGGGCAGAGAAUAGGGAGCGCGACAGUUAAGUUUUAUAGGAAUUGGGGAAGCGCAGUACAGAGAUAGAGAUAGAGAGAGAGAGAGAGAGAGAGAGAGAUCUUAUCUCGCAGCCUCACCGGACUGCAUCCCGCAAUUUUCACCGUGGUAGAAUGAUCAUGUCGGGUAGCAGAGGGACUUUAGGCUUCCUCAUCUACGCGCUCCUGGUGCAGUGCAGUGCGUCCUCUCCGCUCAGACUGGAGACUGCAGCUUAUGAUGAAGAUGGCACUUCAUUAGCAGACAUGGCUUUUGACUCAGAGCAGAUCGCACUCAGAAGCUCCCCAUCAGGGACAGAUGAUGUCUACGAGAUCAUUUCUCCUCCAGAAAAAAGAACGGAAAGACAUGCAGACGGGAUGUUUAAUAAAGCCUACAGGCAAGCGUUGGGUCAGUUAUCAGCCCGGAAAUACCUGCAUUCUCUGAUGGCAAAACGCGUAGGAGGAGGCAGUGCUAUGGAUGAGGCAGACACACUGGCUAAGCGCCACUCGGACGGCGUGUUCACUGACAGCUACAGCCGCUACCGGAAGCAAAUGGCCGUGCGGAAAUAUCUGGCCGCGGUCCUCGGCAAAAGCCCUGAAGACUUAGAUUUGCACCAAUUUCUACAAGGCAUAGACAUUGGGGAGCUCCCGGAUGGGGAUGAGUUUGAGGCAUUUAUGAGCAACUGGCUGAGGCUCCUGGCUUUGUGACGCAGGAGGGCAGCUUGCAGCUCGGGUGCCUUUGCUUCGACUUUAAAAAUGGCCACCAAUCUCAGAUGGCACGUUAGUGGCCCUCCAAUGCUGCACAUCACCUGCUCACACUCUUUCCAUUUCACUGGAUCACAUAACUUUCAUUCAGUGGUCACCUGGCCCACUCUAUUUUGUUUGACUUCCUGCACCAUUUCCUGUUCUUUGUCUUAGCUUCACUAUGCAUAGUGUGUAUUUGAUAGCAGAGUAGAAAUCAUAGGACACUCACACUGAAAUUCAUCCUGUGUGUAACGUCUGAAAGCGCCUGAAGCCUUACUUUAGAUGAAUCUUAAAUAAACAAACCUAUUUCUUGUGUAGAUAAAUAGUAGAUUCUAAAAAAAAUGGGAACCACAAAAGAGAUCACCAGUAAAAAAAAAAAUGUCAAAAAUAAGGUGUUGUAAGAUUUGUAUGAAUAAAU
Molecule: messenger RNA, 1277 nt
Organism: Tachysurus vachellii
Lineage: Eukaryota; Metazoa; Chordata; Actinopteri; Siluriformes; Bagridae
Gene: adcyap1a
Product: adenylate cyclase activating polypeptide 1a
Exons: 7
Coding region: 254-823 (189 amino acids)
Biological process (GO): positive regulation of transcription by RNA polymerase II; adenylate cyclase-activating G protein-coupled receptor signaling pathway; positive regulation of protein kinase activity
Cellular component (GO): extracellular region; neuron projection; perikaryon
Molecular function (GO): neuropeptide hormone activity; pituitary adenylate cyclase activating polypeptide activity; peptide hormone receptor binding
Source: RefSeq, a predicted model, not a curated record